AUGGCACGCGUCCUAUGUGUGGCAUCUUUCUUUCUCUUUCUGACUAAGCUCAGCAUUGGCCAGAGAGAAGUAACAGUUCAGAAAGGACCACUGUUUAGAGCUGAAGGUUACCCAAUCAGCAUCGGGUGCAAUGUAACUGGCUACCAGGGACCUUCUGAGCAGCAUUUCCAGUGGUCUGUUUACCUGCCGACAGCCCCAACCCAGGAGGUCCAGAUCGUUAGCACCAAGGAUGUCACCUUCUCUUACGCAAUGUAUGCACCGCGGGUGCAAAGCAGGGAAAUCUACGUGGAGAGGGUCCAGGGCAACUCAGUCUUGUUGCACAUCUCAGAGCUCCAGAUGAAGGACACUGGUGAAUAUGAGUGUCACACACCGAACACUGAUGGAAAAUACUAUGGGAGUUACAGUGCAAAGACUAAUCUAAUUGUUAUUCCAGAUACACUCUCUGCCACCAUGAGUUCCCAGACUUUCAGUAAGGAGGAAGGUGAGCCAUUAGAACUCAUCUGUAAGGCAUCCAAAGCCACAGCUCAGCAUACCCACCUCUCUGUCACCUGGUACCUGAUGCAGGAUGGAGGAAGAAGCCAAGCCACCAGGAUUAUUUCUCUCUCCAAAGAUUUUAUGUUGAUACCUGGGCCCUUGUAUACAGAGAGGUUUGCAGCCGGUGACGUGCGGCUUGACAAGCUUGGGGUCGCCACCUACAGGCUAUCCAUAGAGAAGCUCCAGCCCUCAGAUCAAGGCCGGCUUUUCUGUGAGGCAAUGGAAUGGAUUCAGGAUCCAGAUGAAACCUGGACUUUUAUCACAAAAAAGCAGACAGACCAAACUACUCUGAGGAUCCAGCCAUCAGUGAGAGAUUUUCAUGUCAACAUUACAGCUGAGAGCACAUUUGCUGAAGGGAAACCCUUAGAACUGAUUUGCCUGGUUGUGGGCAGUGGCCGGGACCCACAGCUUCAGGGCUCUUGGUUCUUCAAUGGGAUUGAAAUUGCCCACAUGGAUGCUGGUGGAGUCCAGGACCUGAAGAAAGACUACAAAGAGAGGGCAAGUCAAGGACAGCUCCAGGUUUCAAGGUUAGGCCCCAAGGCUUUCUCUCUCAAGAUCUUUGCAGUGGGCCCGGAGGACACAGGCACCUACAGAUGUGCAGUGGCAGAGGUGGUGCGAACUCAGACAGGUUCCUGGCAGGUGCUUCAAAGAAGGCAGUCACCAGACAGCCACGUGCACCUAAAGAAGCCAGCAGCAAGAAGUGUGGUCUUGUCUACCAAGAACAAGCAGCAAGCUGUAUGGGAAGGAGAGGAACUCACUCUUCUCUGCAAGGCGGGUGGAGCUGAAAGUCCUCUGUCUGUGAUCUGGUGGCACAUUCCACAGGACCAGACACAGCCAGAGUUUGUGGCUGCCAUUGGGCAGGACGGUAUUGUGCAACUGGGUGCCUCCUAUGGGGCACCCAGUUACCAUGGCAACAUAAGGCUGGGGAAAGUGAACUGGGCCACCUUCCAGCUGGAGAUCACCUCCACCACCAUCACAGACAGUGGCAUGUACGAGUGCAGAGUGUCUGAGAGGACCCAGAACCAGGCCAGAGAUCUCAGCUGGACUCAGAAGAUUUCAGUUACUGUAAAAUCUCUGGAGUCAAGUUUACAAGUUAGACUGAUGAGCCGUCAACCACAAGUGAGGUUAACCAAUACCCUUGACCUGUCCUGCAUAGUAGUGGCCAACUACUCUGACCUCAAGGUACCACUCACUGUGACAUGGCAGUUCCAGCCAGUUGGAUCUCAAGUCUUUCACCAGCUUAUUCGAAUCACCCAUGAUGGCACUGUUGAAUGGGGGGAUUUCCUAUCCCAUUUCCAAAAGAAGACAAAGGUUUCACGCUCUUCAUUUCGUUCUCAACUCCUAAUCCAUGAUGCCGCUGAGGAAGACACAGGAACGUAUCGGUGUAAAGUGGAAGUUUAUGACAGAAAUUCCCUACACACAAACAGCCCUUGGAGGGCUUCCGCCGUCUCUCACCCACUGAGGAUAGCCGUCACUUUACCAGAGAGCAAGCUAAGAGUGGAUUCAAGCAGCCGAGUCCAAGAAGUCUCUGUCAACUCCAACACAGAUAUAGAAUGUAACAUCUUGUCCCGGUCCUUUGGAAACCUUCAGUUAGCCAUUAUUUGGUACUUUUCUCCUAUUUACAUUAAUUCAUCCUGGCUGAAGAUCCUGGAAAUGGACCAAAACAGUAUUGUAAAAUAUGGAGAUGAAUUUCACACCCCACAGAGAAAACAAAAAUUUCACAUCGAGAAAGUUUCCCAAUACUUGUUUCAGCUACACAUUCUGAACGUGGAAGACCGUGAUCAGGGCAAAUAUCACUGUGCUGUGGAGGAAUGGCUCUUGUCUACAAAUGGCACUUGGCGUAAGCUUGGAGGAGAGAAGUCAGGACUGACAGAAUUGAAACUCAAGCCCACAGGAAGUAAGAUACGCAUCUCCAAAGUGUACCAGACAGAAAAUGCUACCGAGCACAGAGAUGUGGCCAUCCGCUGCAGCCUGGAGAGUUCAGGCAACUCAGCCUCCCUGUACUCUGUGAUGUGGUACAGGAACAGAGAAAACUCUAGAAGUGAAAUGCUGGUGCAUCUGCAGCAUGAUGGCCUGCUGGAGUAUGGUGAAGAGGGGCUCAGGAGGCCCCUGCACUGCUACCGUUCAUCCCCUACAGACUUUGUCCUGAAGCUUCACCAGGUGGAGAUGGAGGAUGCUGGAAUAUAUUGGUGCAGGGUGGCUGAGUGGCAGCUGCAUGGACACUCAAGCAAGUGGGUCAACCAAGCAUCAGAUGAGUCACAGCGUAUCGUGCUCACGGUGCAGCCUUCAGAGCCCACGUUUCCUUCCAGGAUCUGUUCCUCAGCACCUUUGCUCUAUUUCCUACUCACCUGUCCCUUUGUCCUGUUCAUUCUUCUGCUCAUUUCCCUCCUCUGCUUAUUCUGGAAGACCAGGAGGCUGUCAACACUGAGUUUCAAUGCACAAAAAGAAAAAGCUCUCUGGGUGGACUCGAAAGGGGCUGGAGGCAGGAUCACAAACGGCCGGGACGAUGAAGAGGAAGAUGAAGGCAAUUGA
This is a messenger RNA of Cynocephalus volans (Philippine flying lemur), 3066 nucleotides long. It is a transcript of the gene CD101, whose product is annotated as CD101 molecule. NCBI's taxonomy places the organism in Eukaryota, Metazoa, Chordata, Mammalia, Dermoptera, Cynocephalidae. Gene Ontology annotation, cellular component: membrane. The record is from RefSeq and is a predicted model, not a curated record. The transcript has 9 exons. The coding region runs from base 1 to 3066 and encodes 1021 amino acids.